UCCGCUUUGAGGGCGAAGCUACGUCGUAGCGAACUCUCCGAUUGGUCCGAUUUGAACAGAGGGAACGGCGAUUUGAACAGAAAGAACGGCUGGCAGGAAAGAAGCAUGUUCUCGAUGUAAACGGAUACAGUUAUAUAUCAAUAGAGCGAAAAGCUUGAUGAUGGAAUCGUGUUUAAAUCAUAAGCCCGGGAGAGUUGGCUCUAUAACCGCAGAGGACCUCAGGAAAGAUCUUUUCGUCGAGUUUUCCAAAUUAUCAAGGGAUUCAGUAUUGCUGGAAAAAGAGCAUCUGCAGGUCUUUCUCCGUGUCCGGCCAUUCACUACUGCAGAGAGAACAGAAGGAGAAUCACAGGAGUGCAUCUCAAUUGAGCCUCCAGAUUCCGUGAUUCUGAAGGCACCUAGAGCAUCUCUGACAGCCAGACACAGUGAGAGAUUUGGGUCACAACUGGCACAACGAUUUCAGUUCUCACAGGUGUACGGUCCAGAAGCGACACAAAGAGAUAUAUUCGAUGGAACAACCAAAAGCCUUGUGAAAGAUGUCUUGGAUGGAGGGAAUUCCUUGAUCUUUACAUAUGGAGUUACUAAUGCUGGGAAGACGUUUACUUUUUUUGGCCCUGAUUCAGAUGGUGGAAUUCUGCCCAGGUCAUUAAAUGUGAUCUUUAACAGCAUAGAAGGCAGAAAUUAUUCUCAAAAUAACAUCAAGCCUCACAGAUGUGUUGACUUUAUAAGACUCACCAAAGAGCAGCAGGAUGAGGAAGCUACAAAUAAGAGAAACCUUCUUCGCCGAUUUAAAGAUAUUGACCCCCAGAAAACCCUGUCUAGCAUGUCCAGCUCCAGCUGUUCAUCAUUUGAAAGCUCCACCUCUAGUGACACAAAUGGGGACAGUGUCUGUUUGGAUGAGACCUCUUAUGUUAAAUUCUCUGUGUGGGUCUCCUUUUGUGAAAUCUACAAUGAAAACAUCCACGAUCUGCUUGAUGUUGUUCCAAAUGGCUCUCACAGAAGGAAUGUUUUGCGGCUAGCCCAAGAUGUUAAAGGCAAUGCUUUUGUCAAAGAUCUAAAAUGGGUUCAAGUUAAUAGUGCAGAGGAAGCAUUAAAAGUUGUGAAAAUCGGAAGAAAAAAUCAAAGUUUUUCAUCCACCAAACUCAACAAUGUCUCUAGCAGAAGCCACAGUAUUUUUUCCAUUCGGAUCUUGCGUAUUGAAGAUGUUGGUGUUCCUCGGGUUCAGACAAUUAGCGAGCUGUCAUUAUGUGAUUUGGCUGGAUCUGAGCGAUGUGCAAAGACUCAGAACAGAGGAGAACGUUUAAAAGAAGCUGGAAACAUCAAUACUUCCUUGCUAACGCUAGGGAAAUGCAUCAGUGCUCUGAGGCUCAACCAAACGCAAACCAAGUUUCAUCAGCAUAUCCCCUUCAGAGAGAGCAAACUCACACAUUAUUUGCAGGGUUUUUUCUGUGGCCGUGGAAAAGCCUGCAUGAUCAUCAACAUAAACCAGUGUGCCUCAGUAUAUGAUGAAACCCUGAAUGUCCUCAAGUUCUCAGCAGUGGCUCAGAAGGUGGUGGUCCUCAACCCUAAACCAGCUCCUAGCUUUGCACUCAAGAGAUCUGCCAGAGAUGUGUCCAUGAUAAUCAAUAAUGCUGACAAGAAGGAUUGGACCAGGAGAAGCUCCCUCAUGGGCUGGGAAAUGAGCCUAGAGGAUGUGCAGGAGGAUGAGGAUGAUGAAGAAAUGGUUGAGGAUUACGAUGAGGAGAGUGACAGUGAGAGCAUGGAGGACAACACUGUCUUAGAGGCUACAGAAAGUCAAGAGUUGUGUGAGCUUCAGUUGAAAAUUGAAGAGCUCCAAGAGAAGCUGUCCAAAGAAGAGUCUGAAAAAUUAACUAUGGAAUCUCGUAUUCGUGAGGAAGUCACUGCAGAGUUUAUGGAGCUGUUUUCUAACAUGGAAAAAGACUACAAUGAACGUCUUCAAAGAGAAAAAGAAAUUGUUGAGGAAAGAGCAGAAAGGAGGCUUGAGAUACUGAAGAAUCUGGUCAACAGAACUGUUGGUGAAAUUGCCGCUGUUAGCAGUGAUGAGAAUGCAGCAAAGGAGGCUAAGAUUGAGCUUUUGGACAGUAUGAUCGAGGCAAUGCGAGAUGAUUUAGCUAAGAUAAAAGGAGAUGCAGAGGCAGUACAAAAUUGCUUGACAAAUGUCCCUGAAUCACCCAGAACAAUUAUUCAUCUGAGGAAACAGCUGGAGGAGAUGAGAGAGGAGCUGUUCAAAAGCCAACAACAUCUCAGUCUUAAAACUAAAGAGUUUGAAGCAAUGUGUGUUCAAAUGCAGGAAUCAAAUGACCAGCUUCACCAAGCAAAUAGAAAUUAUGAAAACCAGAAACUGAGAUGUCAGGAACUUAUGUCAAUCUGCCAGGAGAAAGAUGACAUGGUCUCUAAAUUACAGACUGCUUUGGAUCAAAAUGUAGAGGCAGCUACUAAAGAUAGGGCCUUAAUAAAUAAUAUCAAAGAAGAAAUCCUACAUUUCAGAAACAACUGUAAGUGUAUGCUGAAAGAAGAUGGUGAACCUAGAGGGGAGGAAAUGACAAGUCGGGAAACUCAGCAGCUUUUGCAAAAACUGAAAAUGAAAGAGGAGCAGCUGAAUGAACUUAAACUUGAGCGUUGUUCACUUGAGAAAAAAGUGUGUGAUCUCUCUGAUAGACUGGCAGAGCUGACUCAUGCACAUGAAGCCACUGUUGUGAUGGAGAGAGCAGAGGUCAACAAAGUCACAAAUGAGAACAAGACUCUUGCCAGUGAGCUAAAUGAACUUCAGCAGGCAGUCAAUGAGAUGAGCUCAAAGCUCAAAACUCUGCAGACAGAAUUGAACACUCAGACAAAGAUUGCCAAUGAGCUUUCAGAAGAACUUGAUGCAGCCAAAGCAGAGUCUAGCAGUCAGUCCAAAACUGUUGAAUCCUUAAUGACAGAGGCAGAUAAUUUACAUCAGGAAAUCCGUGCCUGUCAGCUCUCGCAUGACAAAAAGGAGGCUGAACGUGAGAAGCUGGUGGAGUUAUCGCAUGAGAAGAGCCGACAGAUCAAUGACCUGGAGCAGGAGGCCAGUGAGACCAGAGCAAACAUGUGCCAGCUUGAGGAGCUCUGCAGUCAGCUUAAAUAUGAGCGUGAUGCCCAGGCACAAGAGUACCAGAGACUACUGUGCCAUUAUGAAGCUCAAAAGUUUGUUGUGGCCCAGAUAAAAAGCAGCUCUGAGCUCCUGGAAGAACUGACUGCUCUGAAUCAGCAGCAGGGGAGGAUAGAAGAACAAGAGCAAGACUCUAGAGAUGAUUGCUGGAAAACUUUGCAGGACAAACUCAUUCAAAUGCUGAGCAAACUGAACCAGCACGAGGAAGUUCUGAACAUAGUGAGAACGAUUGUAGAGAAUGAGAUCUCUAAGGCAAGAGAUGAGGCCAAGAGGAGAAUAACUGCGAUGGAGGAAGCUCUGGCUCAUAAAGAUGCAAAACUAGAGACUAAGGCCCAAGAGAUUUCAAAGUUGAGAGAACUUGUGAAUGAUGGACUUAAUAAAAUCAAGACCAUGAGUUGUGAUUUGCAGAAGGUGGAGAAAGAGCGAUCUGAUGUCAGAGAUCAGUUAUCGGAGGCUAACAUGCAGAAAGAACAGUUAGAGAAACAGAUUUUGAUCUUAAUUGAAGAAAAGAAAAUGUUUCAGCAGAAGCUAUGUGAAGCAAAUGAGAUGAGGGAUCAGGCUGGACAUAGUUUAAGCUGUACAGAGCAAAAUAUUGAGCCACCGCAGACUGUGAAGUCUAACCAUACCACAGAAGAAGAAAACAUUCAGACUUUCCAAACUACCUGUCAGGAUCUUUUGGCAGAGCAGAAGCUGAUUGAGAAGACGUGUGUGAACUUAAAUAAAGACUUCAUACAGACAGACAAGGAGGAAUUGCUGGAGGCCAGACCGAAUGAGAUUGAAUCUGGAACUGAAGAUCAUACAAAACUCCAGGAGAUGUAUCAGAAACGAAGUGUUGGUGUCUCUGAUGAACCUCAGCAGGAAGAACGGAGAGCUUGCAGACCUGCAGAGAACACAAAAGGAAUAUUAAAGCAGCAGCUGGCUGAGAAGCAGGAUACCACUGUGAACUUGCAAAGGGGGAAAGAUUUGGCUGCUUCUCAUAAAUCUGAUACCCAGAAAGUUGGCCGUUCCAAACAGACAUCAAAUGUGAAGACCGAGAAUAAAGGCGACUCUUUUAGUCCAACACAAGAGCAGGCGGCAGUACUCAACUCCUCCAUCCUGUCCACAAAGAGUCUCCAAGAAGAGCGCUUCCCCAAACCUGAGGUAGAAAUCAGCUUUACACCACUUAAACCUGACCGAGUGAAUGUCAGGAAACCAGGAGAAGCAGAGUCUGUCACGAUAAAACUCCGACGUACAGCCAGAAAGAGAAAGAGCCCAGAGAUGGAGAACUCUGUGGAGUCAGGAAAUCGAAAAAAACUACGGCUGAAGGUGAACAAUAAGGAAAACGUGCAAUCUAUUGAGACUCCCACAGUGCAGGGGAAAAAGGUGAGUCAAUUAAAGCAGAAAGACUGUCCUGCCAGCCUGAAAGGUAAAAAAGACGGAGCCCUGCAGAAGAUUGGUGACUUUAUCCAGAGCUCUCCAACCCUCUUUGGGAGCAAAGCCAAAAAGAUCAUGACCAUGGUGAAUGUUAAAUCUCCCGAACCGCUGAAUCCUUCUGAAAACAACAAACCCAAGAAAUCCAAACGAAAACUCUUCAAGACUCAGGUUUCUUCCCCGCUGGACAUACCCUCUCAUCCUAUCAUUGGAGGCAGUGAUGAUGAUGAUGAUGAUAAAGAGAGCGAUCAUCUAAUAAUCAAGAGAAAACUCAGAACAAGAACUGUCCAGAAAUGGUCCAAACAUUAAUUUGAUGGCCAAGUAUAAUUUUUUUUC
Carassius carassius (crucian carp) is the source of this 4897-nucleotide messenger RNA. RefSeq names its product kinesin family member 20Bb (gene kif20bb). The transcript is spliced from 30 exons. Gene Ontology annotation, biological process: microtubule-based movement; mitotic spindle assembly. Bases 158 to 4870 code for a protein of 1570 amino acids. NCBI's taxonomy places the organism in Eukaryota, Metazoa, Chordata, Actinopteri, Cypriniformes, Cyprinidae. Gene Ontology annotation, cellular component: nucleus; spindle microtubule. Gene Ontology annotation, molecular function: ATP binding; plus-end-directed microtubule motor activity; microtubule binding. The record is from RefSeq and is a predicted model, not a curated record.